Molecule: messenger RNA, 1824 nt
Organism: Populus nigra (black poplar)
Lineage: Eukaryota; Viridiplantae; Streptophyta; Magnoliopsida; Malpighiales; Salicaceae
Product: probable polygalacturonase
Exons: 6
Coding region: 209-1570 (453 amino acids)
Biological process (GO): carbohydrate metabolic process
Molecular function (GO): polygalacturonase activity
Source: RefSeq, a predicted model, not a curated record
CAUGCUUACACAAAGCUGUCCCUGUUUCUGUGCUGCUUCUUCUUCUUCUUCUCCCCCCCUCCCUCUCCUUUCUCUUUCUUUCUUUUUUCUCCUUUUGUUCUGCAGUUUGUUGUUAUUGGGGCAUUAGCUAGCCAGACUUUGUUUUCUUUGCUCCCUUUUUGGUUUACACUGCUGAAGAAGAAGAAGAAGUUGUGAGUUCUUCACGAAGAUGCCAGUGGCAUUACUCUUGCUACUGGCACUGAGCAUUGCCAUUAGAAUUGAUGCAGAAGAGAGUAGCGGAGUGUGUGACUUUAAGCCGGGUUUAAAACCGAGGCCACAUAGUGUGUCGAUCUUGGAGUUUGGUGCAGUUGGAGAUGGGAAAACAUUGAAUACUCUUGCUUUUCAGAAUGCCAUUUUCUAUCUAAAGUCAUUUACUGACAAGGGCGGUGCUCAGCUUUAUGUCCCACCCGGAAAAUGGCUUACUGGAAGUUUCAGUCUUACCAGCCAUCUCACACUCUUCCUGGAAAAAGGUGCUGUCAUUCUAGGAUCGCAGGAUCCAUCCCAUUGGGAUCUUGUUGAUCCCUUACCCUCGUAUGGUCGUGGGAUUGAACUUCCUGGAAAAAGAUAUCGAAGUUUAAUAAAUGGAGAUAUGCUAACUGAUGUGGUAGUAACUGGUGAUAAUGGGACCAUUGAUGGUCAGGGUUCAGUUUGGUGGGACUGGUUCGAGUCCCGUUCCUUGAACUACAGCCGCCCUCACCUUGUGGAAUUUACAUCAUCUGAUCAUGUAGUAGUUUCAAAUCUUACCUUCUUGAAUGCUCCUGCAUAUAACAUUCAUCCUGUAUAUUGCAGUAAUGUGCUUGUUCAAAAUAUUUCAGUCUCUGCUCCUGGAGAAUCCCCUUACACCAUCGGCAUAGUUCCAGAUUCUUCCAAUAAUGUGUGCAUAGAGGACAGCCUCAUCAAGGUUGGUUAUGAUGCGAUUUCCCUCAAGAGUGGUUGGGAUGAAUAUGGCAUUGCCUAUGAUAGGCCAACACAAGAUGUACACAUAAGAAGGGUCUACCUUCAAUCAUCUUCAGGCUCGUCCAUCGCCUUUGGUAGUGAGAUGUCCGGUGGCAUUUCUAAUGUGUAUGUUGAGCAGGUCUACCUAUACAACUCAUUUAGUGGCAUUGAGUUUAGAACAACUAAGGGCAGAGGUGGUUAUAUCAAACGGGUCAUCAUAUCAAAUGUUGAAUUGAAAAAUAUCAACAUGGCAUUUGGUGCCAUUGGUGAUUGUGGGUCACAUCCGGAUGACAGUUUCGAUCCUAAUGCCAUCCCAAUUCUUGAUCAAAUCACUUUGCAAAAUGUGAUUGGUUCAAACAUCACUACGGCUGGAAACUUCACGGGACUUGCAGAAUCUCCUUUCACCUCUAUUUGUCUAUUUAAUGUCUCCUUAACAAUUCCCGCCACCUCAACUUCUUGGACAUGUUCAAACGUUAUUGGCUUUUCAGAGCUUGUUUCCCCGGAACCAUGUCCUGAACUCAACAGCUCAUAUUCAAAUUCUUCCUCGAUUUGCUAUUCCAUCCUGAAUUCCUAUGGUAAAUCCGUGAACUUAUGAAUACCGUUCCUUCAAAAGUACAGUCAUAUGGGGUAAAAAGGGAUUCUUCCACAGCUUAUGGUCUCCAGAGUAUGUUAGAUUCUUUUCAAUAAGACACAUGUCUACAGUAUUUGUUCCUUCAUUCCCUUGGUUUUGCAUUUCCUCCUGUUCAAUUCUGCAGAUUAUUUGUACAGCUUCAUAUCUUCAUUCAUGUGUAAGAAAAUUUUUGGUAGUUAUUGCAACAAACCACAAAAGUGACAUGAAUAUUCUUAGUA